Molecule: messenger RNA, 8932 nt
Organism: Styela clava
Lineage: Eukaryota; Metazoa; Chordata; Ascidiacea; Stolidobranchia; Styelidae
Cellular component (GO): cytosol
Molecular function (GO): protein binding
Source: RefSeq, a predicted model, not a curated record
CUAUUGGUCCACGGUAUCAUAAAUAAUAUGCAAUAAUAGAAACUAUGCAUUGACUGAGCACGAUGGGAAAAGAUCAGGAAUUACUCGAGGCUGCCAGAACAGGAAAUACAAACCUUGUGGAAAAACUUCUUCAUUCAAAAUCAAAAUCAAGCGCUUUCGCUGCUUCUAUUGGGUUAAAGUCUCGAAUGAAAAAAUUAUUCAAGAUUCGAGUAGGUGCUCAUGUGAAUUGCCAAGAUCAGAAUGGAUAUACCCCACUCCAUCAUGCUUCAUUGAAUGGCCACAGUGACAUUGUCCAAUUACUCCUUGAUGUUGGGGCUUCUGUGAAUACUAAAGACAAGAAUGGGAGCCGUCCUUUACAUCUUGCUGCUUGGAACGGAAAAUCUGAAAUUGUGAAAAUAUUACUCACUAAUGGUCCAAACUUUGCCAGUGUGAAUGAGCAGAACGCCGACAAGGAAACGGCCUUACAUUGUGCUGCUCAACAUGGACACAGAGAGUCAGUGAAGAUAUUGCUUGACAACCAUGCUGAUCCUGAGCUUCGUAACAUCAGAGACGAGUCUGCUCUUGAUCUGGCAUCCCAGUAUGGCCGAUUAGAAGUUGUUCGAUUGCUACUGAGUUGCCAUCCAAAUCUACUUGCCAGAUCUCCAGAACGCUUUACUCCUUUACAUCUUGCGUCUCGGAACGGUCAUCGUGGGGUCGUCGAGUUAUUGUUGGUGCAUGGUGCUGAUAUUAAUAAAGUGGGAGCGAAUGGUACUGCAUUGCAUGAAGCUGCGUUAUUUGGAAAGUAUGAUGUUGUCAGUCUGUUGUUGAAGAGAGGAGCGGAGACCGGAUCAAAGGAUACAAGCGGGCGCUCUGCGUUGGAACUCGUGUCGCAACUUGACACUCAGAUAUCAAGAGACAUUGCUAAGCUCAUCAUAGCUCGGAUCCAGGAAGGCGAAGAUUAUGAACCGUUUUGUGGGAUUGUUUCUUCUACUCCCCAGCGGAGAAAACUGGGUGAAGAUAUGAAAGCGAGGAAUGAAUUUGACAAGCCUACAAAUGUAUUUGUCGCCUCACCAACCUUGUCUCGCAACCUGUCUCAUAGUUUUGGAGAAGCAGAUUUGGUGUCUCGUGAGCCAUCGAGAGGACGACCUUCAAUUUCACCUUCAUUCCGAUACUCAAGGUCAUCACAACUCAGUCCUGAAACUUCAAAAAGUCCGAGUGGACAUCGGAUACGACUACGAAGGACAUCAUCUGCUAGAAGUGCUAGGUCACUUCCAAGGCUGGUGUCCACAGCCAGUUUCCAUGGCAACAGGAGUCUCCAUAGUCUCCACGGGAAGAAAAGCGACGUAACGUCAAUGCAAGAUUGGUCGGUACGUCAACAUCAUCCAUCUAUCGACAUGUUUCCUGUGACCCCAACUCGGGCUUCUCAAACGAGUCGUAAAACUUCAUCUUCUGAGCCUUCCUCUCCCACACAUUUAGGCCCGAUGUCAAUUUCCCCAAUCAGACCUGGUGACACUCCAGAAGUCGUCGUUCACGGCACACCAUUACGACUAGAAGAUGACAAUGUAUUCUUCCCUGGGACUCCAACGUCAGGUCGUCCAUCUUUUGAAACAUUUUUACCAUCCAAUCAUUCCAGGCCCGAACCAAAAACUGUCAUCCCUCUAAAACCACCUGCUGAUGACUCGACAGAUUCAAAAAUUGCCAAGUCAUUAUUCACCCCCUCAAGUCAACAAAAAAUAAUUCCAAUAAUCAUAACUAAAUCAUCCCCAGGGGAUUCCCCUUUAGACUCGCCACAACAAAAACUUACUUUGGUUAUGUCAAGUGAUACUCCUCCUCCUUUGCCCAAAAAGAGCACAGCAUCUCCACCUUGUGGAAUAGAGCCUAGCUCACCCCCAAUUCCAGUCAAAAAAAGUAAUUCACAGCCAGAACAAGUUAUAAUAGACCCAGAAUCAACAAAAUCAAAAGAAACCGGUAAAUCAAGUUUUUCCGAGGAUAUAAUUCCGCCCAACUCAAUGACAUUUGAAGGUCAUCAGUCCUCUGGUAGCAUCAAACAUGACUCUUCUAGUAUAUUAAAUGCGAGUAUUUCUUCUGCUUCUGAUCUCUCUCCCACAGUCAAGUCUCCCAACGCCCCCAGGAAGCCACAGAGAAACAGACCAGUUCUGUCUCCGCCACCUCUUCCUCCUAAACCAGCUCACAUGAUGCAAGAGCCUAAGAGACCUCGGCCGCCAUCCCCAACUCAGCCCCCACCACUAGAUGAUGAUGAAGAUAUUUUUGCAGAGGAGGAGGAAAUAGAGUCAUUUUCACGCGAUGUAGAUAAUGAUGACUCAUCUUUUAUCACUGUAGAGGGCGAAGAUAUAACAAGGUUGCCAGAUUCUACCACUGUUACUGAAACCAACACCACUGAAGCGGGAUCUCAAUCAAGGUCUUGCAACCUGUCACCACCAUUGAGCAGCUGUCACAGUGGAUCGACAACGUCAACUAUUUCCACCGUAAUUUUUAUUCCUUCCCCAACAAAUGUCGCAAAAAGUGACAGUUCCGACUCCCCGGACACCGAUAACCCCAUGGUCGAAUUUGAACCCCAUGAGGAUCCUGCUAGUUUACAGUGUGACCAGGAUUUGUCCCAGAAAAGUGGAAACACAACCCCAGAAUCCCCGUUUCCGACUGACAGCAACAGUAUACCUAAUUUUGCACCUGUGAAUUCUGUCUCGCCCCAAAAUGACGACAAUUCUUCAAUAAUAGACAAUAGUAACACAACUCAGAAUAAAUCAAAAGAAAUCUCCAAUCAAACGUUUCUUUCACCAAAAUCCGCCACAAUUUCAGAAAACACAACUAUUGAAAUUAUCAACCUAACUUAUGAAAACUCUCUUAUCGAUCAAAAUACUGUUAAAACCAGCAUAUCAAACCCUGUUGAAGACAAUUCUACCUCAAACGAUACCCCAGUAUCCCCCACUUUGAGGUCCCCGAGCCCCCCUUUUUCACCCCCCUCCCCAAACACCGCCAUGUUGCAAGUUUCUUCAGCCAUUCAGAAGGCGAUACCAACAGAGAAGUCUUCUAUCAACACAUCUAUGCAAUCAUCAUCAUCAACUUCUUUUUCUUCUUUAAAGACUAAUUUAACUAACACACAACUCAACACUGAGCCAAUCCAUAUAAAAGAGAAUGAACUAAACUCUGUGGCACCCAAAACAGCACCAAGUCUCCACAAAACUAUAACUUUGAAGCCGAAUUUAGAACCUGGCACAUCUACAAAGCCGUCCUUGAUGCAAGGAAGAAAGCAAAAUACGGCCCAACAGGAUAAAUCUCUGAUGACACCAACAAUUGACAAGGAAUCUGUAAAAGUGCUGAAUUCUCAAAAUGUGCCAAAUGUGUCUUUGAAAAUGUCCAAUAAACAACCAACUAACCCUAGUCCGUCAAAAGCAAUGAUCAUGCCAGUUCACAAAGACCAGAAGCAUCAUCAGGCCAACACAACGCUAACAACAGCUCCUAUAAAAAAAACUGAAGAUGUGUCGCUCAAAGUUAGAAAUGAGGACGUAUCUAUCAAAGAGACAAAUGUUAAUAAACUGUUUCAUUCUGAAGUCUCUUUACCUGCAACGUUAUUAAGUACUGCACCAGUUAGUGAACAAAAUCCUACACAAAAGACUAAUCUUAUUCCAGCAGAUAGGGCACAGCCCAGAUCAAUCCCACCUCAUCAUACUCAACCAGAGUUAAACCCUAGAAGCCCACCAACAAAGACAAAGCCAUCCCAUGACCAUGUCACUUCUCAAUUGUCUGCUGGAGAGACUCAAAUAACAGUCAAUAGCAAUGAACAAAAAUUGUCACAGAAGACAGACCUAAACUCAGGGAAAGCAGCGUCUGAAACAAAGUCGAUGAGUCAAACACUACCUAAACCGGUAUUAUCCAAUGAUACCUUAACAUAUAAAACAUUGGAAAAACCAGCAGGAUCAAAAACAACACCCGCUGAAGUGGCUGAUACGAGGAGCAACACACUACCCAAAGUCACUGCACCACAGGUUAAGCCCAGAAGAUCAAUAGGUGCAAGACCUUGGUCUAGGAAAAUUACCGAUUCGUCACACAGUCUGUUUUCCUCUAAUCUUGUCAAAGGGCAAAUGACUGUUGCCAGAAAUGCAACAGAAAAUAAUAAUGGGAGUCAUACACAGACUCCUUUGACACAAACAAAGCCAGUGGAGACUGUUGCCAGGUUUUAUAAUGUUUCAACCACUGAAACUACUCAGGAGAUUUCAAAAUUACAAACUGUGCCAAUUAUGACUGGAAAUAACCAGUUGAAACCGGAUUUUGAACAAGUGGAGGCUCUCGGUCCAAAACAAAAGUCUGAGAAUUUGAUAAUAAACAAGUUCACAAAUAUCACAAGCUCUCCAAUGUCAUCAAUUCCAUCAGUGAAUGAGGGUAAGAUCUUGAAGCCAAGUAUUGUACUUGCACCUAAACCUUUCAGUAGAACUGUCUCUGAAAAACGAACUCAGAGUAUUAAGCCUGCACUUCCGAAAAAGAGAUUGUCCCUCGAUUCUAUUCAACAAAGAAAUAGGACGCAAGGGGAAUUUUCUACUUUGACUUUACCGAAAAGUGUAAAAAAUAGAGUCGAUUUGAGGCAACUUCAAUCAAAAUCAUUGACUAGUGUUCAUAUGCCUGUAUCCACUGUCUCAAACACAAAGAAAUUAUCAUCAACUGUGAAUACGAAAAAUUUAAUGGAAAAGACUCAACAGGGUGGAGAAAAUGAACACAAGAGUGCGCUAGUGAGGCGUGAGUCGAAAAACCAACAACUGAGGCCUCAAAGUGAUUUAUAUUACACAGCCACUGAAGUCAAACGUGCAAGGAUAUGUAGCACUCGUUCUGUCAUUGAAAUCCCAAACACAAAAAUUUACAGCGAAUAUGACAACUCACAAAAUGAAAAUGAAAACCCACUUGCCAGAAAUAAGAGGAGUUCAUCUUUAGGUCCUCAAGUGAAAACACCAUAUCCUGAGCCUAAACCUAUGAAUGUACAGAUUGAAAUAAAAACUGCACCUUCGAUACGACGACGUGUGAGUGACGCCUACACACAGACUUACCCUCCAAAAUUGAAGUCGAGGCCAAGAUUAUCAUUGCAGAAAUCAAAAUCCAUUGAUCGAGUUCAUCGAGACAUGUCUGAAACUAAGGAUUUUUCAAUCCCAAUUUCCCAAUCUUCUGUAAAUGCUAUCACCCCCGCAGUUCCAUCUCCUCCAAAAAAUACCUCAGAAUCUCCAAAUUCAUCACCAAGGCCAGUUCCUAAGAUCAAACCAGCUCUUGUUUCCACCCCAACAAAGCUACAAAGGCCUAAAAAACCCACAAAGCCAGCUCACCUUCUGAAUUACAAGCCAAGUAUAAAAGCUAAAACUUUGCCAAAAACAAAUACCUUGAAAACUGAGAAAGAAUUGUCUUCUUCCAAUGAUGACGUUUUUAAAGCAGGAUCUGGUCGCGACUUGUCGAUGCAACAUAAUUCAUCGUUGGCUGAUAAGUCUGCAAUCUCUGUCCUCUCACUCGAUACAUCAGAUGAUUGGAACGAUGCUUUAUCAGAUCGGACUGAAGAUUUGAACUUUCCAAAAGAUGUUCGAAGAUUUAGAGGACUAAUUCGUGGCUCUAGUUUAUCCUACCGGUCUCGAUUCACGUCUUGUACUGCAAGAGAUCCAGCUUAUGAAUCGGACGAAUUCGAAUACGAUUAUAACGUAGAUUCGAAAGCUUCGUAUUCGAGAGUGAACCCAUCGCUUCAACCGGACGACGAAUUUGAGGAUCAGAGAUACAAUACUGUUGUGACUACGGAAUCUGUGAACAAUUCAGGUUUUUCCCGACCUCAGACAAAAUUGGCGGAGUCGGGUGUUCGUGACGAUUAUAUGGCGCAAGACCGCAACGUUCUUGUGGUAAAGAAACCUGCGCAGCUGAUUGGUGAACCUGGUGAAAAACGACGAAAAGAAGAUUUGCUGUUACUACGCAACACUGUGACAUCACAAGGAGGGUUCAUUAACCACGCCCACUCACGUGACUCUUCGUACGACAACAAUAAUAAUAACAAUAACACGGGAGAGAACGACAGCUCCAAACCGCCCAGACCAGGCACCAGUUCUCUUCCACUGUCCACAAUGACUUCAGCUCCAACAAUACCUUCUCCUAUGUCAGAUGGGUUGCCAGAUUUCAGCACCAUUGUUGACACUGUGACUGCUGUGAGAAGUAAAAGUUCUCCACAUGGAAGUACAAGUGGAGUGUCAUCAUCUUCUUCCUCUCAUUCUUCAACUUUGCCGAAGCAAGAUCCAUUGUCUACUUUGAAUGAGAAUGAUGAAUGGGCACAGAUUGCAAAUAUGAUGAAAUCAGUUGGCAACACAUUGAAUAAAGGUCCAGUUUAUGCCCAAGAAUUUGAGGAAACAUUUUGGAGAAUUAUGACAGGAUCUGACCUCCCUCGUCGAGUGGCAACAUGGCUGAGUGAUCUCAAUCUCUCUCAGUAUGAAGAGGUAUUAUGUGGCAAUGGAUUCGACAACGUCAAUUUUUUGGCAUCUGACAUCCUAGAAGAACAAGAUUUGAUUGACAUGAACAUUCAGAAUGAGUCGCAUCGUCGUCGCAUGCUUGAUUCAGCGAAAAAUCUUCCAAAAAUCAGGCCUUUGCCGCAAUUAUUAAACGGGGAGUUAAGUGUAAACGACAAUCGACCGGUGCCAUCUUGUGUUAGUGAAUGGUUACUCUCGAUUGCGCUCGGGGAUCUGGAACAAAUCUUCGAUACAAUGGGAUUCAAUACGCUCGAUAAAAUCUUAAAAAUGAAGGAAACAGAAAUUGCAGGGAUGGUCCGCCUUCGUGGUCACAGGAAACGUAUCCGAGCAUCACUCGGACUCAACAUUCCGAAAUCAAAACCGAGAUCUGCAUCACUGACCAGUGGAAGGACAAAUAAUAAGGCGAAACCCAGUCCUCCUCUCUCUCGAAGCCCUCUGCUUGACACAGUGAAUUUCUUCAAGGAUUAUUCGCAAACAACCACAUCUAAAGUUACCACAAAUACUAGCUUAAAUUUAUACGGAACUGCAAGCAGUAGCAGUAGUGCUUUGACAAACUAUAGUUCGUUAUCGGACCAAGUCGUUCCCAUUGCAAUAUCAGAAGAACCAGAAAUUGACGAUUUCGCAAACAAACGGGGCCGAAAAAGCGGUUCGACAACGCAAUACACUCGUAGCCAAUCUGCGAGUACCGAACCACUCCACAGGAGGCAGUCAAGAGAGCAAAACAAAGACUAUAAUCGGUUUCCGUCACAACCUGGUAGUUCUCUAAACUCCCGAAAUCACAAAAUUGAAAAAUCUUCGUCUCAAACAGACUUUCUCGAUACUAACUCAACGAACAUUUCUCAAGAAGACGAUUUAUUAUCGUUAGCUAUUUCGAGAUUAACUGACGGAUCGGUGAAGAAAUCUGUUGGACUUACGAACCAGGAAAAUAAAGAAAACAUCAAUAUGAGCACAUCAGAUUCGACAGAGAUCCGAGUACCAGAUGCGAGAAGGGCUUCCUAUCUAUCAAGUAACGGAGAUCUUGUCCUACGACCUCCCAAUGAAACUACAGAGGAAGAAGUCACUGUUAGUUCCUGGUGCCACGACCCCAACGUACUUAUCAAAAGCUGUUGCAAUUAUCAGGCCUAUUAUCUUGGAUCCAUGCUCGUUCAAGAAGUCAAAGGAGUUGAAUCCACAGUUGAAGCUUGCAAUAAGAUGAAGAAAUCGACAGAUUCCAUGAAGAAGAUUCCAACGAUCACUCUAUCAAUCAGCUAUAAAGGAGUCAAGUUUAUCGAUUCCAAGUCCAAACAUGAAAUUGCCGAACACGAGAUCCACAACAUAUCGUUCGCUUCACAAGAUGCAGAUGACCUUUCAACUCUAGCGUAUAUAACCAGGGAUGCCAGGACUGGGAACCAUUAUUGCCACGUAUUCAGGGUUACAACACUGGAUGUUGCGUAUGAAAUCAUUCUCACACUUGGCCAAGCAUUUGAAGUUGCUUAUCAGUUAAUAUUAAAGGAAAAAUCAAUGCAAGAGGAAGAAGGGUCAUAACCUUACAAAGGUGAAAGUUCACAGUGAUAACUUCCUACUUCCUGCCGAUAUGGGCUGGGGGGAGUUAAAUACCCAAGGUAUAUCCUGAUUUCUUCAAACAAAAAUUUAACCUUGGGAAUGUUGUCAAUGACCUUGAAAUGAAUGCAUAACUCAGUUUUGUUAAGUUAUGGUCCUUCAUUGUGACUCAGAAUACUGGUUUUGGUCAUGGUACUACAGCAUCAAGCAAAAAUCUCGGACUCUGCGGCAAUUAAGAGGAAUCCCUGACACCUGACCUUUUUAUUUUCUGCCAUGUUACUGUGUUUGUGCGCAAAAUAACCAACAUUAUUAUCAGUUGUUUUCCGCUGAGAUACAACUGCUGGUUUAAUAAUUUUUGGAGAAGUGGUGGCAUAUCUAUUUAUUUUUGAAAAGUACUCGUUAUCUCACUAUGAUAAAGCUUUGUAACAUUGUCAUAUUUUGGGGAAAUGUUUAAUCAUUUCUGAGCUAAUCUCGUGCAACGAAGCGCAGGGUGCGGAGGCAAUGCUUUCUUAACCAUCGUUUUGACAAAGUAUUAUGACAUGUAUGUAUUAUGAAUUCACACCCUGUCUUACUUACCGGUGGAUUGUCCGCACUUACUCUUGCAAAUGGUUGAUAAAAAGAUAUGGCUCUAAAGGAUUCUUGAUGUAAUAUAGUGCUGUUGUUUUCAUUCCUUGUUCUGUCAUAAUGUAUGAAUUAUUUCAUCAUAAUGAAUGUUUUAUUUCAACCGUUCCUGAAUUGUUUUAACUUGUUUGUUUAAUUUAUGGGGAAAUGACCAUUUCUCCUAUUUUUGUUGCAGUUUUUCUUCGCCAUGACCUGGCUUUUUAUGUGUUUUUAUUCCAAUCAUGUAUUUUUAUUUUGUUCGUACUUCUUGUCUUUUCUUUCUUUUUUCAUUUAUGGAAUAUAUCAGUGAUAUUGCGAUA